Polychytrium aggregatum is the source of this 2042-nucleotide messenger RNA. RefSeq lists its product as uncharacterized. The record is from RefSeq and is a predicted model, not a curated record. NCBI's taxonomy places the organism in Eukaryota, Fungi, Chytridiomycota, Chytridiomycetes, Polychytriales. Gene Ontology annotation, molecular function: protein binding. The transcript has 2 exons. Bases 98 to 1585 code for a protein of 495 amino acids.
CCAUCUGUCCGCUGCACCGGUUCGCCCGAUAUCCUGCUCUGGCUCCUUGCGCACACCACCGCACAUCACCGCACACCACUGCACUUCACCGCACACCAUGGUAGCCGGCACCGGUGCCCUCGCCCCGUCUCUCGAUUUAGCACCGCCAUUUCUCCUGUGUCCAGACAUCUUUGCCAUCGUCUGCUUCAACGAUGCCUUCCAGCGCGCACUCGACUUUGCCACCAUUCAAAACCUGCUCCGAGUAUGCAAACGAGCGCAGCCUCUCUUGAGCUCCAAGAUCACUCGCUUUCACAGCUGGUGUCAGAAGGCAGGGCUCCACUCUCCAGACGGGUCGUCACGAAUCGGCCUCACGCCCAGCGACCAGAUCGCGCUCUCGCUUCACUGCAGGGACCCAGUCACGGCUGGCCGAUCGUGGCUUGAGGAUCAGUCUGCCCGAGGCAACGCCUCUGCUUCGUAUCUCCUGGCCCGGAUCCUGCAAGACGAUCUCGACUGUAGUGAAAUGCGUCGGUUCAAGCAGAGAACAGCACAGCAGCAAAUCUUUGAGCUUCUUGAAUCGGCUACAAACAGCAACCACCCGAUGGCCCAGUUCCAUCUGGCCGAGUGUUUUCUCGAUGGAAUCGGAGUCAAUCAAGACCAUACCAAGGCUGUCGAAAUGUAUCGUGGCAUUGCGGGCCGCGGAGUGCCUCGGGCGCAAAUUGCCCUCGGUCGAUGCAGUGAGAACGGCGAAGGUGUCGACCAAAGCUACGACACAGCCAUCGAGUGGUACGCCAAGGCUGAAGCCCAGGGCAGCAGCGAUGGCCGGCUCCGAAUCGAGUUCCUCCGUGGCUGGUUCGCAUUCAUCGGCCACGGUGUCGAACAGAGCGACAUUGAUGCCCUUGGCCACUGGCAGGAAGUCAGUACCAAAUCCGGCGACGCAGUCAUCAAGCCCAUCGCCACCCAUAUGGUCGGCUGGAUGCACUACCUCGGCCGAGGAACUGUGCAGGAUAAGCAGAAAGGAGUCCAGAUCAUCCGAGACAACAAGUCGGACGAGUUCCCGCUCGGAGAAGAUCGAUGCCUGGCCUGCGGAUUCACUGAGCCCUGGAUCUGCUACAACUCACCAGGGCCCCGAAAAUUCUUGACGAUGUGUCAGCUGGGAUCGGAACAUGACUGGCUGUGCAAGCAUCUCGUGGCCUUGUGCCAGUACAGCUACUUUGGAACUAUACGUGGUCGGGACAAGGCGCGGGGCAUUUUCGAGGAGCUCGCCAACGACGGCCAUAGCGACAGCCAAUUGUGGAUUGGCGAGUGCUAUUUCAACGACCACGAAGGAUCCGAAGAGGACAUGUCAAAGGCAUUCCAGUGGUUCAGCAAGUCGGCCAACCAAGGCAAUUCCUACGGUCAAUGGAGAGUUGGAUACUGCUACUUUAUUGGAGAGGGGGCCACCAAAGACUAUGCCAAGGCAGUUGAGUGGUUCAGCAAAUCGGCCGAGCAAGGAAACCGAUAUGCAGAGUACUACAUUGGCGAGUGCUACCAAUAUGGCUAUGAAUUCACCAAGAACGACGACACUGCCGAAUUGUGGUACUGCAAGGCAGAAGACCAGGGACUGUAGACCAGGGACAGCAGACCAGGGAUUGCCCACCCAAGGGCCCGGCGGCUCCAUCAAUGACUGGGUGUCGCUUGGCAGUGCGGCCUGAUUCCGGGGUGUCGUCUGCUGAAGAUUGCUUCGCAAAGCCCAGCCCCCAGCAGCCGAGUUGUGUUGUAUCUGUUACGCAGCACGCAUCCAUCUGCGCACAUCCAUCUGCACAUAUCCAUCUGCACAUGUCCAUCGGCUCACCCAUCUGCGCACCCGAAAUCGAUGUCGACGACAGCACACGUGACGCACGGCACUCUGGCUCGCACUGCCACCGACGGCGUGCUGCGCGCAGGCCACACGUGAUGCGGCUUAUCUGAGUGGGCCACGCCCCUUGCCGGCGGCAGCGCGGGGUGACUCCCGCUGGGGUGGAUGUGCGUCCGCAGGCAGGGCAGGCGCACCCGUGCCUGUGGCUCGGUGACUCACAGUGGGCAAC